Molecule: messenger RNA, 3612 nt
Organism: Cotesia congregata
Lineage: Eukaryota; Metazoa; Arthropoda; Insecta; Hymenoptera; Braconidae
Source: the annotation of a GenBank genome assembly
AUGACAAUGGUACCAUUGGUUAAUGAAAUUAGAAUGUUCGCCCAUAGCUUUAUUUCCAUCUCAAGUGGUGUUGUAAUUUCACUAAUAUUGUUUAUUAGUGAAGCAAAUGGAAUCACCAAUUGGUCGUCUAAUCAAUGUGCUCAAUAUAAUCAUGAAUGUGAUCCUCACUCUCUGCAUCCAUGCUGUGGUUCAAUCCUUUCAUGCAAGCUAAAGGAAUCAACAAACGAGUUUAUCUGUGGGGAAAAAACCAAACUAGGAGCCUCUUGCGUCUCAGAUGUAGACUGUAAUGAAAUAACGCACGCGAAAUGCUCUAGGGAGAAGAAAUGUGUUUGCAGAGCGAAUAAUCUCAGAUUUAGCGAAACAUACUGUGCGCCGUUAUUGGGAGAAUUUUGUUGGAAGAACGAGACAUGCGUAACUAGAAAUAGUCUGUGCAUUGAUAAUGAGUGUCGGUGCAGGGAAAACUACUCAGCAAGCGACGGUCACUGCUUACCAGUUGUCGGAAGCUUGCGUUGCAGUUAUGAUAGCGAUUGUGCUAGAAUAAGAUUUGCAAAAUGCUCGAAAAAUAAUAAUUGCGUUUGUUCACUCAAUACAGCUGUUAUAAACAACACUACAUGUGAAUCACUGUUGGUUAAUUACUGUACGACACAUAGCGAUUGCCAACCCAUUAAUUCGAUAUGCAAGAACAAUAAAUGUCAAUGUAUGCCAAGAUACGUCGCUGUCAACGGCAAUCAAUGCAUACAAUCUCAUUUAGGAAUGUCCUGCACUAAUGAUGAUUUUUGCAAAGAUAGUUACCUAGUGAACCAAGGGGCAUAUAUAUCAUCAUUGGACACGAUUUACCCACCUCGUGAUGAGUGUAGAGUUAAAAAUGCUAAUUGCCUUUAUAAUACUUGUUGGUAUAACUCUACAAAAGGCUUCUCGGGUAAAUUCUGCACUCAAGACGAAAAUUGUUAUGGGUCAUUGAUUGGAGAAGGUUGUAGCGAUGAUAAGGAUUGUCAACCUUACUUCUCCAGGUGUUUUCACGGUAGAUGUCAAUGUAAAGACGACUAUAGUUUCUAUUCGAUAUAUAAUUGCAGGCCAAAGUUUUUAGAUCAAGAUUGCAGAGAUAAUGCGGAUUGCAGCGCGAUAAUAAAUGCAGAAUGUAAAAAUUUUAAGUGCGCAUGCAAAAUAAACUACGGAAAAUUUGAUGAAAUGGCUUGUUUUUCCCUUCUGGGAAACAGUUGCACGAUAAAUACCGAAUGUAUUGUCAAUAACUCAGUUUGUUCUGAUAAAGUUUGCAAAUGCCGUAAAGAUUAUAUGCCACUAUCCAAUCACAAGUGCCUUUCGAAAAUCUUGAAACAAGAAUGUAUAACUGAUUAUGAUUGCCAAACAAUUGAAUUUUCAUACUGCUCUGAACAAAGUAGGUGUACUUGCAAUCAAAACUAUGUUGCUUUAAAUGAAACAAAGUGUGCAGCCCUUUUAGGCGAAUAUUGUUCAGAUGAUAAUCCUUGUUGGGGAGCAAACACACUGUGUCACGAUAAUAAGUGCAACUGCAAACAACAUUAUAAAGAUAAUUUUAAUUAUCAAUGUGUCCCUUCAGUGUAUCUCGGAGAAUCAUGUGAAAAUAAUGAUGACUGCAUGAUGAUACAGCAUGCCCAGUGUUCUACGAACAAAAAAUGUUUUUGCCAAGAAGCAUACAUCGCAGUCAACGCCAGAGCAUGUAAAGCUCUUUUAGACGCAUUGGGCAAACAAUGUAACGAACUGGAAGAUUGUUCAAUUAUUUUGAAUUCUGUAUGUUCAUCAAAUGGCAUUUGUAUUUGUGCUCCAAACUAUUUUGCAUUUAGCAAAUAUCUUUGUGUGCCAACAAUCAAUUCACAUUGUUCUAGCGAUAAAGAAUGCAUGUCUGGUGGAUUCCGUUGUGUGGAUAGUAAGUGUCAAUGCAUACAUGGUUACACUGCCAUUUCCGCUGACAGAUGCGUAAAAACGAAUUCACUGUAUUCUUGUAACGAAACUUCUGAGUGCAGUGAUUCUUGGCAUUGGAAUUGUGCUUCAAAUGGAAAAUGUGUCUGUCAUCUGGAUAAUUUUGCACUAAAUAAUUCGACAUGUCUUCCUUUACUCAACGGCUAUUGUUGGAAGGACAAUCAAUGCUUGGCUGAAAACUCUGUUUGCAUCGAUUACCGAUGUGGAUGUAAUCCUAAUCAUGUACAAGCUGCUAGCAAUCUUUGCCACGCGAAAUGCUCUACAGAGAAGAAAUGUGAUUGCAGAGCGAACAAUCUCAGGUUAAACGAAACAUACUGUGCGCCAUCAUUGGGAGGAUUGUGUUGGAAGAACGAGACAUGCGUAACUAGAAAUAGUCUGUGCAUUGAUAAUGAGUGUAGGUGCAGGAAAAACUACUCAGCAAGCGAAGAUCAAUGCUUACCAGUUAUCGGGAGCUUGCGUUGCCGUUAUGAUAGAGAUUGUGCUAGAAUGAGAUUUGCAAAAUGCUCGAAAAAUAAAUAUUGCGUUUGUUCACUCAACACAGCUGUUAUAAAUAACACUUCAUGUGAAUCACUGUUGGUUAAUUACUGUACGACACAUAGCGAUUGCCAACCCAUUAAUUCGAUAUGCAACAACAAUAAAUGCCAGUGUAGGCCAGAAUACGUCGCUGUCAACGGCAAUCAAUGCAUACGACCUGAAUUAGGAAUGUCCUGCACUAAUGAUGAUUUUUGCAAAGUUUUAAUCAGCAAUACAAUAUGUACUGAAAAUAAAACGUGUAUUUGUGAUCAGGAUAGUUACCUAGUGAACCAAGGAGCAUAUAUAUCAUCAUUGGACACGAUUUACCCACCUCGUGAUGAGUGUAGAGUUAAAAAUGCUAAUUGCCUUUAUAAUACUUGUUGGUAUAACUCUACAAAAGGCUUCUCGGGUAAAUUCUGCACUCAAGACGAAAAUUGUUAUGGGUCAUUGAUUGGAGAAGAUUGUAGCGAUGAUAAGGAUUGUCAACCUUACUUCUCCAGGUGUUUUCACGGUAGAUGUGAAUGUAAAGACGACUAUAGUUUCUAUUCGAUAUAUAAUUGCAGGCCAAAGUUUUUAGAUCAAGAUUGCAGAGAUAAUGCGGAUUGCAGCGCGAUAAUAAAUGCAGAAUGUAAAAAUUUUAAGUGCGCAUGCAAAAUAAACUACGGAAAAUUUGAUGAAAUUGCUUGUUUUUCCCUUCUGGGAAACAAGUGCACGAUAAAUACCGAAUGUAUUGUCAAUAACUCAGUUUGUUCUGAUAAAGUUUGCAAAUGCCGUAAAGAUUAUAUGCCACUAUCCAAUCACAAGUGCCUUUCGAAAAUCUUGAAACGAGAAUGUAUCACUGAUUACGAUUGCCAUACAAUUAAAUUUUCAUCCUGCUCUGAACAAAGUAAGUGUACUUGCAAUCAAAAAUAUGUUGCUUUAGAUGAAACAAAGUGUGCAGCGCUUUUAGGCGAAUAUUGUUCUGAUGAUAAUUCUUGUUGGGGAGCAAACACACUGUGUCACGAUAAUAAGUGCUGCUGCAAACAACAUUUUAAAGAUAAUUUUAAUUAUCAAUGUGUCCCUAGUAAGUAUAUGUUUGCUUAUUUAUUAUUUAUUAUUUUUGACGGUAAUAUUUCAACCAGUGUAUCUCGGAGAAUCAUGUGA